Molecule: messenger RNA, 608 nt
Organism: Culex quinquefasciatus (southern house mosquito)
Lineage: Eukaryota; Metazoa; Arthropoda; Insecta; Diptera; Culicidae
Exons: 1
Coding region: 19-480 (153 amino acids)
Source: RefSeq, a predicted model, not a curated record
CUCCAGCUUUUAUUUGCCAUGGAAACAGCCGCGAAAGUACUCUUAUUGACAUUGAUGACGGUAACCUUGUCCGUGGCCAAGAACGACCCACCUUUGGGCUGCGUCCAGGUUGAAAACGUCGCUCACCAUCGAUUCUUGAUGCCGGCCAACGGAACUUGGCCGUAUCUUCCUCGGGAGAGGUUGGUACAGUUUGGAUUGGCUAUUGGCGCAAGGAAUUGGAUGCUCGAGAAGGUUGGAAAGGAGUUCCGGUUUCGAACGUACUUGGGUCAGCUGGAGCCGGCAUUUUUGUUCACAGUUUUAUGGCGAUCGAGGUUGAAGAUGGAAAAAAGCGGAUAUUUUACCAUCAAGAACGUCAACUUGAAGGAAUACUUGUUCGCGGGGGAACCUCAAAACAGUGUUACAGGGCAAGUGUUCACCAGGAAAGGGAAGAAAUCUAAAAACUUCGGGCCCGAGUUCUUGUGGAGCAUCAGCUCUUGCUAGAAAAAAAAGUUAGCUAUUAGCGAUUUGUUAAAUCAAGCUCAUUUAGUGCUGAGAACCCAUAUGGUGCAGCAGCAGUUACAGCAGGCUAUCAAUCGUACUCCCGGAAUAAUUAAAUUGCGCUAAUUAUU